UGGGAGUGGCCAGAGGAGCUCGGUAGCUGUUCCGCCGACUGGCGGAGCCCGAGAUCAGGUGCUUGCGACGCAGAAAAACCUCCGGCACUAAGGAACCGCGGUGGCAGGGUCUAGCGAACCGCGAGGUGGCAGAUUUGGUGGCCGGGCAUGAUGCCAGUUCAAAGGCGACUCCUCGCACUCCUGCCGCUUCUGGCUGUCCUCUGCUCCACAGGUGUUAGCCUCAGAUGCUACAGCUGUUUAGACCCGGUUUCCUCGUGCAAAGCAAAUACCACUUGUUCACCUAACCUGGAUUCCUGUCUCAUCGCUGUGUCCGGAAUGCAAGUCUAUCAGCAGUGCUGGAAAUUUUCGGAUUGCAAUUCCAUGUUCAUUUUGACCCGAUUUGAGCUCGCAAAUGUAGAGUACAGAUGCUGCCAGCGGGACAUGUGUAACAAAAAGCUCAAAGAAGGAAGCAACGAUGCGGCAACCUCCUUAUCUGGGAAGACUGCGUUGCUGGGAACCUCGGUUCUGGCAGCCAUCUGGAAGCUGUGUUUCUAAGUCAUCCCUGAGCUCCGAAGCGCCUCUGUUCUCUUAUCUUCUUGCUGCUGCUGCAGCACUCCAAAGCUGUUUUUUUUUUUUUUCCAUUAUAGCCUUUUGGGAAAGAAUAAAGUUCACUUUAAUAUUGUGGAUAAGAGGAAGGGACUAAGCAGUGUGAGGACCACCCUGCCCACAGGGAAAACCACUUGAAGUUUAAGGGGGAAGUUCGUAGAUCCAAUUCCCAUAGGUUAUACAAAUCUUUCUCUGCUCUUGGGAGGACUGGCUUUCUAUUUCUGCUUAAGUGGGCUUUUGGCAACCCUCAGGGAUAUCUCUCUGGUUCCUAGAAGAUAGCUGAGAAGUGCAGUCAGUACCUGUAGGGGUGAGUGAGCCAGGGGGAUUCUUUUCAUCAGUCUGUCACACUCAUAAAAUACUCUCAUAGCCUUUGCAGAUCCUGAGUUGGUGUGUGAGUGUUCCAGAUGUGAGCUGUCAGUCAGGAUCAGUGAUGUUGUUUGUUUGUUGAAAAAGAAAAAACAAUACUGGGAAUGAAACCCAGAUCCUUGAGCAGGCUAUAGGCAAGUGCUGUACCCUGCAGCCAUACUCCCAGCUCAAGCCUAUUAUCUCGACACUGGAGAGGCAGGGGGAUUGCCAUAAGUUCAAGGCCAGCCUGACCAUACUGAAUUCCAGGCCACCCAGAACUAUAUAGUAAGACUAUGCCUCAAAAAAAGAAAGAAAGAAAAGUAAAAUAAAAAACAGUAACAAAAAAACUGAAGAAGGAAACACAAAAAGUCUGUCUGUUCUUUUUGUAGAAGUACCAGUGACUACAGUUUGAGGUUUUCUGCAUCUCUAAAUUUUGCAUGGGCUUUCCUAA
Messenger RNA from Myodes glareolus (Bank vole), 1381 nucleotides. RefSeq names its product CD59 molecule (CD59 blood group) (gene Cd59). Gene Ontology annotation, biological process: negative regulation of activation of membrane attack complex. Lineage: Eukaryota; Metazoa; Chordata; Mammalia; Rodentia; Cricetidae. The record is from RefSeq and is a predicted model, not a curated record. Gene Ontology annotation, molecular function: complement binding. Gene Ontology annotation, cellular component: plasma membrane.